Molecule: messenger RNA, 9414 nt
Organism: Neoarius graeffei (lesser salmon catfish)
Lineage: Eukaryota; Metazoa; Chordata; Actinopteri; Siluriformes; Ariidae
Gene: celf2
Product: cugbp, Elav-like family member 2
Exons: 14
Coding region: 258-1898 (546 amino acids)
Biological process (GO): mRNA splice site recognition; regulation of alternative mRNA splicing, via spliceosome
Cellular component (GO): ribonucleoprotein complex; nucleus; cytoplasm
Molecular function (GO): mRNA 3'-UTR binding
Source: RefSeq, a predicted model, not a curated record
GCAGAGAGAGGGAGAGAGAGUGAAAGAGCGAAAGCGAGAGGGAGGGGAGGAAGACAGCUAGGGUUGAGGACUGGGUGAGUGUGUGGGAGUGCUGCACCAGAGAGCGAGAGAACGAGAGGACGUUGGCGGGAUUCAAAAGAGAAAGAGAAAGGCAAAGAGAAAGUGUGCAUACGGACAUAGUCGAAAGCGCGAGGAUUGUGGGUGUGUGUGUGUGAAUGUGUGCAGCGCAGUGCACGUGCAUGUGUUGAGUUACAGUGAUGUUAGAGCACUCGUCUGAACGAGGCUUUGUGCCUAGUGUGUGUGUGGAUGGCAUGCGCUACUCCUCUACCACCAACAACCCUGUCACCAUGAGGACCAGCGAGGAGCUGCUGCUGAGUAACGGCACAGCUGGAAAGAUGAACGGAGCUCUGGAGCAUUCGGAUCAGCCUGAUCCAGACGCAAUUAAGAUGUUUGUGGGACAGAUCCCUCGCUCCUGGUCUGAGAAGGAGCUGAAGGAGCUUUUCGAACCAUACGGGGCUGUCUAUCAGAUUAACAUCCUGAGAGACCGCAGUCAAAACCCACCACAGAGCAAAGGAUGCUGUUUUGUCACGUUCUACACACGGAAAGCUGCUCUUGAGGCCCAGAACGCCCUGCACAACAUCAAAACCUUAACCGGGAUGCACCAUCCCAUUCAGAUGAAGCCUGCAGACAGUGAGAAGUCAAAUGCGGUGGAGGACAGGAAGUUGUUUAUCGGCAUGGUGUCAAAGAAGUGUAAUGAGAAUGAUAUCCGGGUCAUGUUCUCUUCCUUCGGUCAGAUUGAAGAGUGUCGCAUCCUGAGAGGGCCGGAUGGACUGAGCCGAGGAUGUGCGUUUGUCACGUUUUCUACCAGGGCUAUGGCACAGAAUGCAAUCAAAGCCAUGCAUCAGUCUCAGACCAUGGAGGGAUGUUCCUCCCCCAUGGUGGUGAAGUUCGCCGACACUCAGAAGGAUAAGGAGCAGCGGCGGCUGCAGCAGCAGUUAGCUCAGCAGAUGCAGCAGCUGAACAGCGCCUCCGCCUGGGGCAGUCUGACCGGCCUGACCGGCCUCACCCCGCAGUACCUGGCAGUAAGAGGCCACACCCACUCGGCCACGCCCAUCAGCACCACAUUGCUACAGCAGGCAACCUCGUCCAGUAACCUAGGAGCGUUCAGUGGGAUCCAGCAGAUGGCAGGUAUGAACGCUCUGCAGUUACAGAAUCUGGCCACUCUAGCAGCGGCCGCCGCGGCAGCUCAGAGCUCGGCCAGCCCGUCCACCGCUAGUGCCCUGACCUCCAGCACAGGCUCCCUGGGAGCCCUGGCCAGCCCAGCAGCAGGCUCCACAGCUAACUCGAGUGCCGGAGCGAUGGGUUCUCUCGGUUCUUUGGGAACCCUGCAAGGCCUCGCCGGGGCCACCGUCGGCCUCAACAACAUUAAUGCACUAGCAGGUAGCGUCAACAUUGCUCACAUGCUCUCAGGUGUGGCUGCCCUGAACGGCGGCGGCUCGGCCGGCCCCAUGGAUGCCCUCACUCAGGCUUACUCAGGAAUCCAGCAGUACGCCGCCGCCGCCCUGCCCACACUCUACAGCCAGAGCUUACUGCAGCAGCAGAGCGCCGCUGGGAGCCAGAAAGAGGGACCAGAAGGGGCAAACCUUUUUAUCUAUCACCUGCCGCAGGAGUUCGGGGACCAGGACAUUCUGCAGAUGUUCAUGCCUUUUGGAAAUGUAGUGUCGGCCAAAGUGUUCAUUGACAAACAGACCAAUCUGAGCAAGUGCUUUGGUUUCGUCAGUUAUGACAAUCCCGUGUCGGCACAAGCAGCCAUUCAGGCGAUGAACGGGUUUCAGAUUGGAAUGAAGCGCCUGAAGGUGCAGCUGAAGCGCUCGAAGAAUGACAGCAAGCCCUACUGAUCUAAUUGCUAGGGCCACUCCUCUCUGUCCCUACACUGCUAGGAAACUCAUCUCCAUGACUCUUUGCUCAUCGUUUGCCUAGCAUGUCUACGUGGCGUUCAAAAAAAAAAAAAAAGUCUCAUCGUCUCGUCAUUGUCUCCGAUGUCUUUCUGAGUUCUCCUGAUCAUAAUCUGGUCUCCUCCUACUGAUCUCUCCUCAACUUUAAUCUUAGCUUGGUCUUUAUUGGGUAUUUUUUUUCUUUUGCAUGUGACCUUAUUUGGAGCCUUUAACUGUUUUUUGGACCUUUUUUUGUUUGUGUUCUUUCUCUUUUUUUAUUUUAACGUUUGGGGGAGGGAUGGGGGAAAGAAGGAAGGAAAAAAAACUCAUAACAAAUGUGAAAAAGCGAAAGCGCUAAAGCUGCGUUCACACUCGCAAAUAGGUAGAGUCUAUUUAAUAGUAUAACCCGAAGAAGCGUCAUUUUACGAAGCGCUGUUUUUAACGUUUCACAAAUGUAAUAACUAAAAAAAAACAAAACACACAAAAAAAACAAACCUGUGGCAAAGAAAUUAAAACAAUUUGCAUCGUUUGCUAGCUUAAGAUUUUUUCUUAUGAUUUGCUUUACAUUUUUCUUUCUUUCUUUUUUUUUUGUUUUGUUUUGUUUCUUUCAUUCAUUUUAAAGUAAACUUGAAAGUACAAUACAGGGAUUGGCUUCGGGACUUCCUGUCAGCGCGUUUCGCAAGUACGAGACGUGCAGGAAGGCCGAGCUGGUUUCUACGAGAACUAGACUACUUCCAAGCAGUUUUAAUGAAACAAAAACUGUCUAAUUGAACUUAAGAGUCUCUCAGAGCGAGCUUGUGGUUUUUACAUUUUUCAGGCAGUGUAAAGUUUUUUGAUAAGGCCAUUUGAAGUGGCUCGGUUUCUCAUUAAAGUCUAUAUAAAACCACUUUUUUCUAGAGUAGUAAAGGUAUUAAAAAAAACAAAAAAAAAGAAAAAAGAGUGCCCUGUUUGGGGGAAAUGCUACCUACAUGUCACACCUUUUUGCUGAACUGAUCUACCGUUAGACAAUCCGUGGUAUAAAUGCACAUGAAAUGACCUAUAUUUUAUACUGUUUAAAUGUAUAGAGGAAAAAAAAAACCAACAGUUUGUGUGACCCGCGUUCCCGUCGGUGCUUUUUGUGGAUUGAGUCGUGGUUUCAUCACAAGUCUAAUAGUCUUAUUCGUCUUGUGUUUUUAAAGAGAAGACUAAAAAUCGGUUUACUUGAACAUAGACAAAAACCUAUCAUAGUACUAUUGCUACUAGAGUAUACCUGUUUUUUUUUCUUUUUUGUUUGUUUGUUUGUUGUUUUGUUUUUUCUUUUUGGUUUUUUUUUUCUUUCCAUUUUUAAGAGUCCCUAUUUGAAAUUUCUUGUCGGGUAAUUAGCUAUAUAAACCUUUUACAAUACAAUGUCAGCUUGUGAAGCAUCAAUGUCAUUAUUCUUAUUAUUUUAAAUUUCGAUUGUGGGAAACAAUAUUUAGAUGUGUUGUUGCGUUCAGCGAAAUGUACUUUUUUUUUUCUUACAAAGGAAAAAAAAAAAUGAGUGGACUUUAGUGCCAAAUUCUGACGGUACAUCCUGCCUACAGCUUCAGUGUAUUACUUGUGAAAUGAUUUGAUAACAUGGGUAUUUUAUUACGUAAGUGUUUUGUAUCCCUCAUAUUUAAGGAUAUAGAUUUAAAAAAAAAAAAAAGCGGUUGUUAACUUGCUACUCUGUGGUCUUGUUGCCUGAACUGUUCAUGUUUUUUGCUUUCAUUUUUGUAAAGAUGUAAAAAGUGCCCAUGUGUCACUCUCUCUCUCUCUCUCUCUCUCUCUCUCUCUCUUUCUCUCACACAUACACACAUGCACGUUCACAACCAUACACAUACACACACACACAUGCACGCAUACACACACCUGCACUAAAGGUUGACCUCACAGCCCUCUUUUCUUCGAUGGUGUGUGUAUGUGAGCCCCCUGAGCACGAGUCUCAGCAGCACACACACCUACACCUACACAUCAACACACACACACACACACACGCGCGCGCACCAAUUGGCAUCGUAUUGCUAACCUGAGUAGCCAAUCGGAAUCAGAGGUGAGCUGUAAAGAGGCGUGUUGCUCAUUGAGGCAUGUGUUGAUCGGAAAGUUUCAUAUCCUACUACUACUAAUUUUGUCACCAUGUUGCAAUUGUUAAUAUAUAUAUAUAUAUAUAUAUAUGUAUAUAAAUCAAGAACGUUUUCACCAGCGUGUCAUCUCACUGGAUGCAGAUAAUGCGAUGAAACGUCACAGAAGUGCAGAUUUCUGUUCCCGUCACACCUGCGUGAUGGAUUUCUUUCUUUAAUUAUCUGACAAGACGUUUACAUUGCUUCAAUUAAUCCACCAAAGUUAAUUUUAAAUAAAUAAAGACUUGGUGUGUUCAACAAGCAGAGAUUCAUCAAGGAAGUUGGGUAAUUGGUUUCACGGAUCAAAUUCACGGAUCGAGUGCAGGGGUUAGUCGCAUCCCGGAGAAAACAACAGCUGAAUUAUCGAGAACAGAUGCACCCCUGAGCAUUUCGGAUCAUGUAAGCUGUCUGUCAUGUGUGCCGGAAUGACACAAUUGGUUGGUUGAUGAGAUUUUUACUUUACGUUUAAGAAAAAACAAAUCAUGGUUCCAUCAAAGUACAGUGAUGUCGUUCAGUCGGGCUUCCCAGUUUACACUCAGUUCAAACUGUAUGCUUUAUUCAAGAGGGACAAGCUUAAAACACUUCGGCUUAGAACACACCUGUGUGUAUGCGCCUUUCGAAACAGGACAGACUUUAUCUCAGAAGCACAAACACUGCCCAGGAAUGCCGACGCACUUCCAGAAUGAGACGCAGGGCUCGUGGCGAUAAUUGUAUACAUCCACUAUAAGAGUAGAAGUAACAGUUAUUCAACGGAAUUGAGUCGUACGGCAAGAUUGAGCGGAAUAACUGUUUUAUUCUAUCCACUUUCACUGGAUUUUGAGAAACGGAGCAUUUUUAUUUUAAUUUUUUUGCAAAUUCGAUCAAUAAAAACUUUAUCCAAAACGUCCGACAAAAUCAUUUCCGCUUAGACGGACUUCUUAAAACCUAUCGAUGGCUGCACGAAGUGACUUUAGCGUUGGGGUUUUUUUUGUAGAAAGUGCCGUCUUGCUGUCGUGCUGAGGUUUAGAACAGCUUUCGACAUUUAUUUAAUUCUUCCUUGGACAUUUCAGUUCCGUAACGUUCAAACUUCUUUGAGCUUUCGAACCAGACUAAAAAAAAAUCGACAAAUUUUAACGCUUAAAGAUGAAGAAUGUAAACAAACAGGAGCAAUUUGUGAAAAAUGCAAUAAUAAUAAUAAUUUGUGAUUAAAUAAAAAAAGAUAUGUUCUUACUUACUAUCAAAUACUUUUCUUCCAUAUUCUGUUCCUUUUUUGUUUUUUUGGGGUUUUGUUUUCGACUAGAGUUGUUAUUUCGUCCUCGGUUGGUUCAGCAACACGCGCCGCCAUUUUGUUUUUCUCUACUCACGGUAUAUGAGCUGAUAUCCUAGUAGUAGAGUAGCCAAUCAGAUUGCUCAUAUCCAGCGACUGUGGAUCGAAUAAAUAUACAUAUGUAUAUAUAACAGUGUUAGGAGUUAUCGACACAUGCCUGUUUGCCUCGUGCUGCCUCUCUCUGCUUCUUCAGGUCUGAAAGCACCCUGACGCCAAAGGAGAACUUUGUACCCGUCCACACACAGUCCCAUAUUUCCCAUUGCACUUUUGUCGAAAACGUUUACACGUGUUGUAAAUGGCCCGUAUACAAUCUUGUUUACAGACGUGGUUUACAGCCGGCCCCCCCUAAAAACCCUGUUUACUUCACUGAAGCACUAUUUUCUACCCAAAUCCUGCCGUUGCCUUAACAUGACGCUCAGUAUUAGUGGGGUGGAAUAGGCUGCUGCCUGAGUGCUGCCAAGGUUAUUUGUGCGUUUGUGUGCAUGUCUGUGUGUGUGUGUGUGUGUGUGUGUGUGUGGGUGGGUGGGUGGGUAUGUUUUGUCCCAAUAAUACACCCAAGGUAUUACCUUAGCAACAAAACUGGAACUGCCAAACACCGAGCUGCAGGGACGGACAUCAUCGGAGAGAUUGAACACAUUAUAUUGGUUAAGGCAUUACGUCUUUGCCAGUUGCACAAGCACAAAAAGCGCACACACACACACACACACGCCAAACUAAACUGUUAGCACCAUGAUGACGCGCAGUAGUGUAGGAUUCCAGGUCAGAGUCCUGACAGCUCUACCAGCUCAAAGGAUGUGAUGUCACUUCAAAAGAAGUGUUACAGACUGUACAGGCAUUUCAGCGUAUACACACACACACACACACACACACACACACACACAGUACCAGUCAAAGGCUUGUGAAUUUCACAAUGAGUUUCUUGUGGUUUAAUCACGCGCUCCAGAGAUCCUGGGGAUACACCGCGGAGUGGGACACCAAUCCAUCACGUCUUCUGGUUUAGUUCGGUUUAGUUAGAAUAUUUUUCUGCACGUCUUUUCUUUUCAUUUGAAAGCUUUAAAUAGAUGUUGACAAAGAUUUUAUUAUCCUAAUAAACAAUAAUAAUGAGACAAAAAGAUGACUUCUGCUUACUGACGUAUUAUAAAUGGGUCAGAAAUCUUUCUCAAUGCUCAAGCAGAGAAAUGACCUGACGCUGAAAGAACCAUUAAGACGUCACACUACCAAGCUGGUGAGCAAGCAAAAUGAUGAUUAACGCAUGAUUAUAAUGUGCCGUUCAAAGAGAUAUACGGUAUAAAGCAAACUUUUGACCGGCAGUGUAUUUGCUUUAUCAUAGACAAAAGUUUGUACACCCCUACUCAUUCAGAGGUUUUUCUGUAUUGUGACUAUUUUCUACAUUGUAGAACAAUACGGAAGACAUCACAACUCGGAAAUUAUAUCCGGAAUUAUGCGGUAAACAAAAACAAUGUUUGAUAUUUUCGAUUCUUCAAAGUAUCCAGCGUUUACCUUGAUGACGCUUUGCACGCUGUUUUAACCAGCUUCAUGAGGUAGUCACCUGGAACGCUUUUCAAUUAACAGCUGUGCCUCGUCCAGAGUUAAUCAGCGGAUUAAUUUCUUGCCUCCUUAAUGCGUCUGAGAUCAAACAGGAAAUAGUAAACUAGAUAAGAGACUGUGACUAAAGUCACAGUGAUUUGCGCUAGCUGUUACAAACCGGGACGUCUGCUCACCGUACCCUAUCGAUCCAGAAUGGUAAGAGGGAGAGAAUGACAUUUAGUGAGGAAAAGUUUUGCCCCGCCACCCUGAAAAAAAAAAGAUUGAAAAAAAAAAUCAUAAAAAAUUGACAGUUAUAAGUGAUUGAAAAAAAAUCCCGUUUUUCAUGGAUCAGUGAUCCAGAUCACCACCAAAAGUCAUAGCAAUGUAAUUCAGCCCAGAGGUAUUCUUCAUGUGAAAUUUGGUAAUGAUUGGUUGAAAACUCAAGGAGAAAUAGCAUCCUAAAAAAUAAGAAGACGGAUAAGAGGAAUAAAGUAGAAAGAUCCUGAGUGAGAGGAACAAUUUUAACAAUUAUUAAUAGUAAUAAUAACCGAGAACUGCUCAACUCAAUAAAGAGAAACGACAUCCAUCAUUACUUUAAGACAUGAAGUGACUUUUAAUGAAUAAAAAUAAAGAAAAAACAUUGGAUUCGAAGGCGUGUCCAAACUUUUGACUGGUCCUGUAUGUAUACGCUGUGUACAUAUAUAUGAGCAAGAGCGAGGUCAUAAGAGAAGGCCGACACUUCGCUACUGUUUCAUGACACCAUUAUGGAUUUCCACUCAUGACUCAGAAGUGUGUAACGCCUGUUCUAAAGGUGUGCCUUAAAGCACAACACAAUGAGGAACUGAUUUCUCAGCAGCAGCAACAAAAGAGUAGAAGCACUUUUGAAACCGUGUCAACCUGCAAAGCAUUCUGGGUUGGUCCUGUUCCUGAAAUCUUGUGAUAUCAACUGAUUCCAUCCCUCACGCUACCAAGGGCUCAUUUUCAUCUUAACACUGCUAAAGUAGUGCCAGUGCGCUUCAAAAGGCCACAGGGAUUCAACCAAGGUGCUCUGGCAGGAUUGGAACAAGACCGAGGUGAUUGUUUUAUCGAUUGUGAGGAGAAUGAUGGUGAGUUCACACUUUCCCUGAUAGCGCUGCACUAUGAGAUGCUCAAAUGGCAGGAGGAUAAACGAACAAAUUUUAAUCUCUUAUGUCUCCCUGUGUGUGUGUGUGUGUGUGUGUGUGUGUGUUCGUGUUCGUCUGCUUUGCCACUAUCAAAACAAACAGGGUAAGAUUUUGCGAUCGUGCUAAGCACACACUCCCCAACACACUCCAUUUCUUUCACACACACACACACACACACACACACACACACACACACACACACACACAUUAGAUGUUUAGUAAAGCACAAACCCGUAAGGGUCUUUGCAGACGUGCUUGCUGAGGCUUUUUACUCAGGGGUUUUCUUCACCACACACAUCUUCUCUUCAAUCUGUUUGUUCUUUCUGUUUUUGCUUUUCUCUUAAGUGCUAUUUAACAACAGUGUAUUUUACAAGGAAAAAAAAAGUGAAGUUUCUUUGCAUUUUUCGCUUAUUAUGUCAAGUUUUUUGGACAAAAAAAUAAUCCUGUAUGUGUGUUGAUCUGAUGUGCCGUAUAAAAAAAAAAGCUUGUUGUCUGUAGAUUAAUAUCAUUUUGUUUGAUUCUAAAAGGAUUUGAAUAGUUUUAAGUAUUGUCUUGAGAAAAGCCAAAGUCAAUGCAUUUCAGUGGAUUCUGUAAGCGUGGUACAUGUUUGUUUGACUCCUUGGAAUCUGUCAUUGGAUGGAAUUUAAAAAAGUACAAAAAAAACGCAGGCUUUCCUAUUUCUAAAACUGAUUGUACUUAUGCCUUUUGUACCAGUGCAACUUUUUAUACUGGCAAUUAAAGAAAAAAAAAACAAAAAAACAAAACAAAAAAAACCUAUUGAGAUUGUGUCUGACCCGGAGCAGGGGUUGGCCAGCGGCUGUUCCCAAGUUUUGAUUUCUAAGUUGGCAUCCAGGAUGGUUAAGUUUUAAUAUAAAGAUUUUCUAGAACUUUGGCUUGGUAUCUUUGACCUUUGACAUCUUCUUGUUCUUCACUUCAGCGUUUGGUUUCCUUUAUCUUUAUCUCUUUGUUUUCUUUUCUUUCUUUUUCUUUGGAAAGAGGGUCGGGAGUUUUCCUUUUGGCUUACAAAUACUUAAAAAAAAAACAAGUUUGUCUUUUUCAGAGUCUUUACGAAGGCGGUAAGUUUCAUUUUGUUCAGUAUAUUGUGCAGUCUCCAUGAUAAGACGAUUUAGACGAUUUAGAAGUAUUUAGUCCCCUUCAGUGGAUAAAUGUAUUAGUUUGACAACGAGAUAAAAACAAGUAAUUUGAGGACUUUUUUGCUUUUAGCUGUUUAGAUUUUUCUGGUUUCUCUGUCCUUCGCUGUUAACCUAACUGUGUAGCUGAAACAGUCAGACUUAUUUUUGUAAAUGUACGUUCUUGUGUGAUGCAGUUUUUUGCUUCUGUCUCCGAUAUUAAAUCAUUUUUCCUAA